AUGGGGGCCAUCUUCUUUGCAUUGCUUAGGCCCCCAUUCAAGAAAACAACUUUAAGCCUGUGCUUAAGUCUCAUUAAAGUCAAGGGCUUAAAGUUGAGCUGUGCCUGGGCACAGCCAGGCCUGGAGCCCCAGCGCCCGGUGCUGAACGCCCACAGGCUCUGCCCGGCGGCCCCCGAGGAGGCUGCGGCGGGCGGCGCAGGAGCGAGCCAGGCUGGUGCGGAGCGAGCAGAGCCGCCAGACGCUGCGCGUCCGAGCCGAGCGCAGCCCUGCCCGGGGAGCCCCAGCCGGCCCGAGCCGCGGAGCUGCGGCGCGCAGGGCGGGGAUGGGCAGCGGCUGGGGCGCGCGGCGGGGACACCUGUGACGGGACCCAACAGAUGCCCUGAUGUUUGCCCUUCUCUGUAUAGAGCAGAUCUAUUGGAGACUGGUGGAUGCACAAGCAGUGGCUGUGAAACCCCAGUAAGAGUGCACAUAGAGCCGGGCACGUGCGAAGUCAUCGCCGCCCACAGAUGCUGCAAUAAGAACAAGAUCGAAGAGCGCUCCCAGACGGUGAAAUGCUCCUGCUUCCCGGGGCAGGUGGCGGGGACGACUCGUGCGGCUCCCUCCUGCGUGGAUGCCUCCAUAGUCCUCCAGAAGUGGUGGUGUCAGAUGGAGCCAUGUCUAGAAGGGGAGGAGUGUAAGGUGCUGCCAGACUUGUCAGGAUGGAGCUGCAGUACUGGCAACAAAGUCAAGACGACCAAGGAACUGAAUAGGCCGCAGGCCGUUCCUGUGCAGUGGGGUUGUUACCCCUUGGUUACAGUUGGAGAACUGAGGCACGCAGAGGGGAAGUGACUCGCUGCAUGGCCUCGGGUCACCCGGUAGUUGCUGUGGAACUCUUUCCUGAGGGUUUCUCUGGCAGGCGUCUGCAUUGUGAUGGUCAGCAUUGCGAAAUGGCACAAUCCCAUGUUCGUUCAGCUGCGGGAAGUUCCUGUCGCGUUCUGCAGAGCCGUGAACGGGACUUUCCGGUGGCGGCAGGAACGCAGCAGUGUUGGGAUAGGAUGGCUGUCCCUCUGAGCACUUUAUGGUUCUGACUACAGUGCAUCUGACAGUGGACUCGUGCUCACUCCUUGGAGCGGCACUGAGGAUUACAGAGAAGGGGACGGAUGCACUCCUCUGGCCUGGAAUACUGGGAAACCUCCCUUCUGGAAGUGAAAAACCGUGCUAGCUACUGGUUAAUGCCACCUCUGAGGUAUUGAAGCAGCGAUUGCUAUUGAGGCAAUGGUAAUGGGUUCUGAAUGCAGUUGCAAGACUCCCUUUCACUCCAUGUUUUCCCUCUGCAUCAGGGGUGCACAUGCCAAGAAAUUCUUGAGUCACAUAGACUCUGUUGACAAUUACAAAGAGAAAAAAUGACUUCCUUCGUUUCCAGCCACAUAUUCAGAUAGGAUAAAAUAAUUGCCAGGAGAACCGUAUUUUCCCCCAAGGUUUUGAAUAGGUGUAAUUGUCCGGGUUUUAGAAAUCAGUGUCUAAAUCUUCCCCAUCUUUGUUUCAUUGUUUUUUAAUGAAGACCGGUUUCCAGGAAGAGUUCCUGCAGACAGGGGCCAGAUUCCGAUCUGUCUUCCACUGGCAUAAAACUGGAGUAACUCCACUGAAGUCAAUGGGGAGAUGCUCUGUCUUUGUCUCAGGGUGACUGAGAUCAGAAUCUGGCCUACUGUAUAGCAGAAAUGACAGUGCAGACUGAAACAUCUGAUGCUUUGCUGAAGACUCCUGAUGUGAGACAAUAGACUCGCUGAGCAAAGCGAGGCUGGUUUUUCCUUGCUCAUUAAUUGCACUGAUCAGUCUUUUAGUUCCAAAUCUGAGCUCUGUGAUCCAAGUCAUAGGAGCCACAUUACUGCUCAUGUUUGCAGUAGCAUUUCAGAUUAAUGCGGGGUGGGGGGGGAAUUUCUCUCUGUUUGGUCUGUUGUGCCUGGUGCAGUUUACUUUGUUAUCCAGAGAGAGACUUAAUCUCUUCAUUAAUUCAAAAGAGAGAAAAACCUACCAGGCUCCUGCAAUGAGCUCAGAUCCCUUCCCAGGGCAAACUGUUGUUCCAAAUUUGCUACAAUAUAUGCGGGCGCAGCCCCAUCUAACCCCUUUCUCCCAGCUGCAAACAUCACAAGGGAAAACUCUUUGGUCUGGGGGACUAAUCUCCCUCCCCACCCCAGAAGUCAGUGGAGAAAUUGCCAUUGAAGUCAGUGGAGUAGGACUGGGCUUUGGGCUCCCAAAGGAGAAUUGCAGUGGUCCUUAACCCCCGUUUUGCUCCUUGGGGAGUCCCAGCUCCGACAGUCACGGAAGCCUGUUAUACACGUUGGUUUGCUGGGGAAGGGAAUAGUUAGAACCUACUUAAUCCGACAGUAGUAGUGAAAGUAACAGAUGCCUCCUCAAUGGAAACCUUGUUACUCGUCCCUAAAAAGUCUUUCAGCUCCAGCCCUCGCUGUGUUACACCCCUAGAUGUUGGUACCAUUAUGGUUCCCUUGACUCAGGAAGGCUCAAUGGAUUUAAGCCUCGGAAGUGAAAAUACCUGUAUGAUCGUUGGUUGCCUACAAUGCAAAGUGUAACCCAAAGGGGACAUGUGACUGACGCGAAAACCUGGUGCGGAGAUGACAUGGAUUCCAGGAGUAACAGGAGGGAGUGGUGUGGGAAGUUCUAGGCAAAGAGCAAACAGCAGCACGUUUCAAACGCAGCCUGGCUCUGUUCUGUUUUGCAGCAGCCUGGUGUCUGUGCUACAACUGUACAACCUGCUGGAGUUGUUACUGGAACGUUUUUGUAGCGGGGUAUGUAAUCCCUGCCUCAGAUGCGAUGUAAAUACCAGACUGUGAAAUAUUAAAUUCAUUUUAAUCUC
Molecule: messenger RNA, 2851 nt
Organism: Mauremys mutica (yellowpond turtle)
Lineage: Eukaryota; Metazoa; Chordata; Testudines; Geoemydidae
Gene: TAFA3
Product: TAFA chemokine like family member 3
Exons: 8
Coding region: 1-828 (275 amino acids)
Molecular function (GO): receptor ligand activity
Source: RefSeq, a predicted model, not a curated record